Aspergillus sclerotioniger CBS 115572 is the source of this 1581-nucleotide messenger RNA. RefSeq lists its product as uncharacterized. The record is from RefSeq and is a predicted model, not a curated record. Lineage: Eukaryota; Fungi; Ascomycota; Eurotiomycetes; Eurotiales; Aspergillaceae. The transcript has 6 exons. The coding region runs from base 1 to 1581 and encodes 526 amino acids.
AUGUCCGCUGCAAGACUGAGUCAGCAAUUUAGAGACAUUGCGAAUAAAGUAGACCAGCUUGCUACCAAUUACACGGGUAGUGAUGGCGAGGUGCUCGAUUACAUUUUUGAUGAUGACGAUCUUGAAACAGGACUUGAGAAACUAUGGGACAUGAUACCAUCUCGGUGGAGAGAUAGGUUGCAACCAAAGCCAAAUCGUUUAUAUUCGCAGCUUCGCCGAAACUACAAGGGAAAAUCACUUGAUAAGUUCACUGAGGAGACGGUUUGGAAUUGGGCUCUUACACCAGAAUUAUUCUACAAGUAUGGAUCUACAGAAACUGUUCAACACAAUUCUAAGCUUUUUGAUACCAUAUUUUCUUCGCUGAUACGCGUCGAAGAAUUGGUCGACCAAAGGUUCAAGGAAAUCAGCGAUACGAAUAUUCUAGCGCAAUCUCUUAUACAACAUGGUCUUAUAUCCAACAAGAUUGGUGAUAUGGCAAAAGGCAGACUUAAUACAUGGAUUCUUGCUGGCAGAAAAUAUAAGAGCCUAGCAGAUGCUUUGGGGGGAAGAGGGGCUCUCAUUUAUCUGCCCGAUUAUAGUCACUCAUUAUAUGAAACCUUGUUCCACAUCAAUGGCAAGCAUGGACUGGCGAUUAUCCAACUUUUGGGAAAUUAUGUGCCUAAGGCUGCUGGAGAAAAGCGAAUAUACGAUUUCAAUGCUCAUGAUGUGGCAGACAAGAUCUACUCUAAGUUCGCUUGCUCUCAGUCUACAUUCAUCCACACCACGUUCAUACAAGAAGCAGUGACAGAACAGCGCGCAAAAAGAGUCCGAAGGCCAAGGAAAAGAACAAAAUUUGCUUUGCAGGAUGGUACAUCAGCUGGUCUGAUGAAGACACCUACUAUUUCUGGGCAAGCUUCAGCCUGGCAUCUACAGGAACCAGCUCCAGACACGAACGAGAUACAUAGGCCGAUAUCAGAUGCCAGUAUCCAAGGUCAAAUUCAAUCGACAGACAAUGCAUGUUUGAGCUUCCAAUCGACUGCUUGUGAUUUCCACACCAUGUCCGAAGAUCCGGCCUCAGUAUCUAACAACACAUCGUCCUCCGGAUCUAAUCGGCAGACGCAGCCAAACCCACAUCAAGUGCCAUCUUCCAUCCAACAUCAUACCAGACACGAACCUUUAGUUCAAAGUACCUUAACCAGUUAUUGUCGACCGAAUGCUCCUGUGUCUUAUACGGGUGCCACGACACAUGAUGUUCCAAUCCCACUGGGAACAGAUUUGGCACAAGAAAACGAACAACAUUGGUCAAAUGCCUUAGUUCAAGUUGGCAUGUCUCAUCGACAGCAUUCAGACUGUGUGCCUUUCGACGAAACUGAUUGGCAAUCCAACAACAAUGACGAUACGCGACUAAAUCUGGGUAACAGAACUGAGCGGACCAAUACAGAGUAUAAUGAUCAAACCCAUUCCGGACAGGCAUAUGCUACCCGCAAUCUAGAUCUAGAUUGGAGUAUAAUGUUUACUGAUAUAGCGAGCAUGGACCCCUCGCAAGGUCUCGCAUAUAUGUCUGCAAAUCUGGAUUACGGAUGGACCCAAUCUCAAGGAUAA